This is a messenger RNA of Emericellopsis cladophorae, 1143 nucleotides long. Its product is annotated as casein kinase I isoform epsilon. Gene Ontology annotation, cellular component: cytoplasm; nucleus. The transcript is spliced from 3 exons. Gene Ontology annotation, biological process: signal transduction; peptidyl-serine phosphorylation; endocytosis. Lineage: Eukaryota; Fungi; Ascomycota; Sordariomycetes; Hypocreales; Bionectriaceae. Bases 1 to 1143 code for a protein of 380 amino acids. The record is from RefSeq and is a predicted model, not a curated record. Gene Ontology annotation, molecular function: protein serine/threonine kinase activity; ATP binding.
AUGGAUCUCCGCGUCGGUAAUAAGUACCGCAUCGGCAGGAAGAUUGGUUCUGGUUCGUUCGGAGAUAUUUACCUGGGCACCAACAUUAUUUCUGGAGAGGAGAUUGCCAUCAAGCUUGAGUCCGUCAAGGCCAAGCACCCCCAGUUGGAGUAUGAGGCACGUGUCUACAAGUCCCUUGCCGGCGGCGUUGGUAUCCCCUUUGUCCGCUGGUUCGGCACUGAGUGCGACUACAAUGCCAUGGUCCUGGAUCUGCUCGGUCCCAGUCUGGAGGACCUCUUCAACUUCUGCAACCGCAAGUUCUCGCUCAAGACUGUUCUUCUCCUAGCCGACCAGCUCAUCUCGCGCAUCGAGUACAUCCACGCUAAGUCGUUCAUCCACCGCGACAUCAAGCCCGACAACUUCCUGAUGGGUAUCGGCAAGCGAGGAAACCAAGUCAACGUCAUCGACUUUGGUCUCGCCAAGAAGUACCGCGACCCCAAGACUCACUUCCACAUCCCUUACCGUGAGAACAAGAACUUGACCGGUACUGCACGCUACGCUUCCAUCAACACUCAUCUGGGUGUCGAGCAGUCUCGCCGCGAUGACAUGGAGUCGCUGGGCUACGUCAUGCUCUACUUCUGCCGUGGCUCCCUGCCUUGGCAGGGUCUGAAGGCUGCCACCAAGAAGCAGAAGUACGACCGCAUCAUGGAGAAGAAGAUGACCACCCCCACCGAGGUUCUCUGCCGUGGCUUCCCCAACGAGUUCGCCAUCUACCUCAACUACACCCGCUCUCUCCGCUUUGACGACAAGCCCGACUACAGCUACCUCCGCAAGAUCUUCCGCGAUCUGUUUGUCCGCGAGGGUUUCCAGUACGAUUACGUUUUUGACUGGACUGUCUACAAGUACCAGAAGAACGCCCAGGCCAUUGCUCAGGCUGCCCAGAACCCCGAGGACGAGGAGAAGGCUCGUGCCGCCCGCAACGCCGCUGCUGGCGCGUCCGGCUCCAAGGCCGCUCCUGCUAUCAACAGUUCCCGGCGUAAGAUGCUUGAGCGUGGCUCUGGUGCCGGAGUCGACUCCCCCGACACUGGCCGUGCCAUCGGUGGAAGUGACAGGAUGCUCCGCUCAGCAUCAAAGGGCACUGGCUACGUCUCCCGCCCUAAAUGA